Messenger RNA from Trematosphaeria pertusa, 1607 nucleotides. Its product is annotated as guanine nucleotide binding protein, alpha subunit. The record is from RefSeq and is a predicted model, not a curated record. Gene Ontology annotation, molecular function: G protein-coupled receptor binding; G-protein beta/gamma-subunit complex binding; GTP binding. Lineage: Eukaryota; Fungi; Ascomycota; Dothideomycetes; Pleosporales; Trematosphaeriaceae. The transcript is spliced from 6 exons. Bases 284 to 1351 code for a protein of 355 amino acids. Gene Ontology annotation, biological process: adenylate cyclase-activating G protein-coupled receptor signaling pathway. Gene Ontology annotation, cellular component: heterotrimeric G-protein complex.
GCUGGCGGCUCUCACCCCCGCCGCCGCCCACUGCAGCUCGACGCUCGCGCCCCUUUGACGAGAGCCCGCUGUCGGCUCACACCGACGGAAGCGUCACCAGCACCCGCAACCCCAUCGUCGCCGCGCCGUCACGCAGCCAGCCGCUCUGAAACCUGUCUCGCCGGCUUGCGAAUCCAUCAUCGACGACUCCCUUGCGACGCGCUGAGCCUAGCGCUCCACCUUUGUCCUCGCCCGACCUCCCCAUCCUGCCCGCGGCCGCGAGCCGCAGCGAGCACCAGGCACAAUGGGUAUUUGCAUGAGCACCAACAAUGAGGAUGUCGAGCAGAAGAAGCGAAGCCAGGCCAUCGACCGGAAGCUCGAGGAGGACUCUCGUCGGUUACGGCGAGAGUGCAAAAUCCUCCUGCUGGGCUCCGGCGAGAGCGGCAAGUCCACGAUUGUCAAGCAGAUGAAGAUUAUCCACCAGAACGGCUACACACAGGAAGAGCUCGCCAUGUACCGCCUCACAAUAUAUAAGAACGUCAUCGACUGCGCAAAGGCUCUGAUCGGCGCAAUGCACCAAUUCGACAUUGAGCCUGAAGAGCCCGGGAACGAUGAGUACUGCCAGUAUCUGCUUGAGUACACCGUAGACCCCGACCCAGAGAAGCCGCUCGACCUGCGGGUUGGCCAAGCCAUAACAUCCGUUUGGCGAGACCCCUGCGUGCCGAAGGUGCUUGAGCACUCGAGCGAGUUCUACCUGAUGGACUCGGCGCCAUAUUUCUUCGACGAGGUGAUGCGGAUAGCAGACCCCAACUACAUCCCAAUAGAGUCCGACGUCCUGCGCGCGCGUACAAAGACCACCGGCAUCUACGAGACAAGAUUCACGAUGGGCCAAUUGAGCAUACACAUGUUCGACGUGGGCGGCCAACGGAGCGAGCGCAAGAAAUGGAUACAUUGUUUCGAAAACGUCACAUCAAUCAUUUUCUGCGUGGCCUUGAGCGAAUACGACCAAGUGCUACUGGAGGAGAGCUCUCAGAACCGAAUGAUGGAGAGCCUGGUGCUGUUCGACUCCGUAGUAAACAGCCGGUGGUUCAUGAGGACAAGUAUCAUCCUGUUCCUGAACAAAGUGGACCUGUUCAAGGCCAAGCUGGCGCGGUCACCGUUAGGGAACUAUUUCCCGGACUAUUCUGGAGGCAACGACGUCAAUCGCGCCGCGAAGUAUCUCUUGUGGCGGUUUAACCAGGUGAACCGGGCGCACCUUAACCUAUACCCUCACCUUACGCAAGCGACCGACACGUCGAAUAUCCGACUCGUCUUCGCCGCCGUGAAAGAGACGAUAUUGCAGAACGCGCUAAAAGACUCUGGCAUCCUAUGAACGCUGCGCACCACCGUCUCCCGCCGACGAGGCCACACGUCGACCGCUGUGCAUAUCGCCUCUUCCCUCGACCUUACCGCAUAAUACACGAGCCUUCAUGAUCGCUACACCGAUCGUGGCAUAUUUGACGCACUUCUGGGUCACGAAAUAGGAUUUUAGGACAUAUCAUUGCCUCUCGUCAUCAGAGCGCAGCAUCGGAGUUCUUUGGCGUUCUGUUUCUUGGGGGAUAUCUGGUCCUUGCUACCAUACUACCCUU